Molecule: messenger RNA, 1873 nt
Organism: Rubroshorea leprosula
Lineage: Eukaryota; Viridiplantae; Streptophyta; Magnoliopsida; Malvales; Dipterocarpaceae
Source: the annotation of a GenBank genome assembly
CUUUGUUAUAUGCAGAGCGUGGCAAACUUACAAAGGCAGAAACUACCUUCGCCAAGAAGAAAACAGAGCACAAAAAAAUCUCUUUGUCUUCCCUUUCUCUAUAGAUAUUUUCUGAUUCUCAUUCGAUUCUUCUUCGAAUCCUCAGUCCUGCUCAAUGUUCAUAGCUUUGAGUUCUUCCUUACGAGCAUAGCAAGUUUUCCCCUGUUUUUGCUCUUAUCAUAGGAAUUUCCUCUCUCCUUGUUCUUCGUUCUUUUGAUUUUGGACCUGGCAUUUGACUUGGAUUCUUAAUUUGAUCCAAUCCCAGAAAACCCUGUAAGAAUCUUGGAGAAUUUCGGACAUGAAUUCGUCUUUUCUGGUAAAAGAAGAGUACCCAGGUCGGAGCUCUGCCCAGUCCGAGGAUGACCUAUCAUCAUCGAUUAUGCUGCCGCCACAACCCAUGGAAGGUCUCCACGAAACAGGGCCACCUCCAUUCUUGACCAAGACGUUCGACAUGGUGGAGGAUCCUGGUACCAACCACAUAGUUUCAUGGAGCAGGGGCGGUACCAGCUUCGUCGUCUGGGAUCCUCAUUCUUUCUCCAUCAAUCUCCUCCCUCGGUUCUUCAAGCACAACAACUUCUCCAGCUUCGUUCGACAGCUCAAUACAUAUGGGUUUAGGAAGAUUGAUUCAGACAACUGGGAGUUUGCUAAUGAAAGGUUUCUCAUGGGGCAGAGGCAGCUUUUGAAGAACAUAAAAAGAAGAAAGGCUCCAUCUCAACUUCUUCCCGUGGAGGAGAUAGGACCUUGUGUUGAAGUUGGCAAGAUUGGAUUAGAUGGAGAAGUCGAUCGUUUGCAGCGGGAUAAGCAGGUUCUGAUGAUGGAAUUGCUGAGGUUAAGACAGCAGCAGCAGAAAACCAGAGCUUAUCUUCAAGCCAUGGAGGAAAGGCUGCAAGGAACAGAAAGGAAGCAGAAGCAAAUGAUGUCUUUCUUGGCUAGAGCAAUGCAGAAUCCGGCGUUUCUGCAGCAGCUGGUGCAGCAGAAGGAGAAGAAGAAGAAGAAGGAGCUUGAGGAAGCAAUUGCAAAGAAGAGGAGGAGGCCUAUUGGUCAAGGAGCAGGUGGUGUAGUUGUCGGGGGUGAGUCAAGCCAAAAUGGUCAGGCUAGGAACCAAGGAAAGGUAGAACCUCUAGAAUUUGGUGAAUAUGGAUACGAAGUAUCAGAGUUGGAGGUGCUUGCACAGGAAAUGCAAGGCUAUGGAAGGACAAGGAGAGAGCAAGAAGGGUCAUCAGAGAGCCAUGACAAGGAACUUGAUGAGGGAUUUUGGGAGGAAUUAUUGAAUGAGAGGUUUGAAGGGGAGUUGGAUAUACCAGCAUCGGAUGAAGGUGAAGAUGAAGAUGUAGAUAUAUUGACAAAUCGGUUGGGUUACUUGGCUUCUAAUAGUCCAAAGUAAAGAAAGUGAAUCCCCAACUUCACUCCUGCUAUAUGCAUUUGUUCAUUUUGCUUCACUGACCAUGCAUUUCUCUUUGGGGGAGGAGACUUUAAUUUGCGUGAGGGGAAGCAGUGUAUUUAUCCACGAAUUUUCCUGGUGUCUCUAACCUUGUUUUUCUCCAUUCAAUUGUUGAUUAUGUUUCUCUUAAUCCUUCUAUCUUUUGGUUAGGUUGCAGCACUAGUAGAUCCAAAUUAAGGUAGUCACCCCAGCGUCAUGAUGUCUCAAGAUGAGUGUAGAUUGUUCUGAAGCAGUUGAAAUGUGGACAAAAGAUGUUGCUGCAAGUUUCCAGAACAACUUCCAACAAUGGCAUGGUAGAUAACCUUAUUGGUUUUGUUUGACAAUUUACACUGAUUUUUUUCACAAAGCACUUUAUUUAAAAAUAUUAAUUUUUAAUAUAUUUUUAUUAAUUUU